ACUGAUGAACAAAUGAUCUUCGAUUCAUACAAGAGAUUUUUUGUAAGUGGGAAUUUGUUAAGUACAGUGAUGUUUGUUAAACGAAGUGUUUUCUGACAUUGCUCAUAGGAUAACCAUGUGCAAUUAGGGUGUUUUAUUGUUUGUCUAUUAUGUUUGUAUUGCAAUUGUGUCAUUCACAAUAAAUUUGCACUAGCACCUCUUUUAAAAUUGCUAUUGCAUUGCAUGCAUAAAAUAUUCCUUUGACCUUCUAUCAAAAAAAAAAUCUUUGACCAAAGUCAACGUAAAUGACUCAAAUCAAGAAAGUGUAUGAUUUGAAUCAAGUAUUUUUGUUCAGCAUAAUUUGAAUCAUAAAUGUUUUGAAUCGUGUUAUGGGUACUUUUGUUGAGCACGACUCAAAUCAUGGCUUCUUUUUUUUUUUUUCUUCCAAAAAUUGAGGAAAUUUCUCUAUAGACCUCCCAACCUUCUAGUCCACCUCUGGUGAAAAACCCAAACUACCCCUGACUUCGGAAGUUCAUUUCCGAAAUGCAAGAAAAGGCGUUUUCGGAGAUGCAUCUCCGAAAGCGUUUUUUUUUUUUUGAAAAAAUUGUCUUAUUUCGGAAGUUCAUUUCCGAAAACAGCAUUUCGGAAGUUCACUUCCGAAAUACUGCGCGUUCUGCAGAUUUAACAAAACACUCCCCCUCCCCCAUUCAUUUACCCUAACUCAAAUCAAAACACAACACCUCUUCAAAUUUUCUGCCAAAAUCAAGUGUAAGAUCAAAGAGCAUUCCCAAGUCUUCUUCCAAACUCAUCAUCAAACACUAAUUGGUAAGUUCUACAUUGUUUUUUCAAGUUUUAGAUCUAUUUGAAUAAACUCUAAUAGGGUGUUUAGAAACUGAAAAAAUCACAUUAAGAUAGGUUAGUACUGAUAUUAGGAUGUUUAGUAGGCAUAAAAGUAGUUUUGGUUUAGGUUUUUUGGGUCUGCCAUUGGAGGCUGUAUUGAAGGUCUGCGCAGGGGUGUUUCGGAAGUUCAUUUCCGAAAACACCUCCACCCCAGUUUUCGGAAAUGAACUUCCGAACUGUACCAGAAGUUCAUUUUUUUUUGUUUUUUCAUUUGUCUCGCAUAUUAAUCGAUUUCGAUUGUUUACAGGAACAUGUCAGGCAACCAACCAACACGCAUCAGACAGGGGAGAGAGUCCCAGACUGCGUCGGCUAGACGCGAGCGGGCGGCGGCGCAGCUGGCGUCGACCCAGGGACGGGGGCAGGGCCGGGGACGCCGUGUGCGAGUUCCCGUGGACGUGGGAGAGGGUACAUCUGGUUCAGGAUCUAGGAGUCGGCUGGCUCAGGCAUCUUCUUCCCGCCAGCGAGAGGAGGAGGAGGUGGCGACAGUGACUUACCACGAGCCGGAGGGGGUACCGGAAGUUGACCCUCCAGCCGGGGAGGAGGAUAAGCAGGAGGACGACUAUCCGGGAGGGCCCUUUGACACCUCUGUGCUGAUUCACUACCACGAUCACGUCGCUCGGCGGAUCUGGGAGGGAGAGGAGCGAGAGCCGUUGAAAAUGGUGAACCACGCUCAGAAGAUAUUUAGUCUGUUUAAACCAAUAGCUGAGUGGUUUAAUGACCAUGUGCGAGGUUCAGGGCUUUGCGGGCUCUGCAUGACGGGUUACACCACCAUCAGCACCGGCAUGCAGGGGGCAUUUGUGGAGCGCUGGCACAAGGAGACGUCCUCUUUCCACCUGCCGGUUGGGGAGAUGACGAUCACCUUGCACGACGUGCAGUGUCUUCUCCACCUGCCUAUUAGGGGGCCACUGUUGCACCACUCUCGGAUCCAGAGGGUCGAGGCCAUUGAGUGGAUGACGCUCUAUUUGGGCAUGGAGCACGAGGUUGCUCACUUUGAGUGCGUCACGACAUCUGAGCCUCAUGUCUGGUUCACCACACUGAGCACUUAUUUUGAGCACCACCUGGACGCGGCUGCCGAGGCUGAGGGUGAGGGUGACGAGCUAUUCACACAGUAUCACCGCGGCUGCGCUCUCCGGUGCUGGUACAUGCAUGUGGUAUGCGCUGCAUGCUUUGUGGAUAAGAGUGCCAGGUACGUCGACGUGACCUACCUCCGCUACUUCAUGGACCUGGAUACCGUUCACCAGUGGAACUGGGGGGCAGCUACUCUGGCAUACCUCUACCAGAAGCUGAAUGAGGCCUCCAACUGGAGGACGAGGCAGUUGGUCGGAUCCUGCACACUACUUACGAGCUGGAUCAUCUCCUACUUCUCCCGCAUCCACGGCUUUCACAUCGAUCCUGCAUAUGUGGACGCCAUGCCCAGGGCCGCCAGAUCGCUCUCCAGAGGGGGAACGAUGCGGUGGGACCAUACCGUUUGUACUUGGACCGCACGAUGCACGACGACGUCACCUGGAGGCCGUUCAGCGACUACGCUCAGAUUGUCCCCUUUGACGGCAUUGCUCUAUAUUCAGGCUGGUUGGCAUGCGGGACCGACAUCAUGGUCCGGUAUCUCCCUGAGCGGUGCAUGCGUCAGUUCGGAUUCGUGCAGCGGAUACCCAGGUCACCCUUUGAGGCAGCUCCCGACACAGUGACCCGAGUGCAGCUCACCGCCAUAUGGGAGGACUGGCAGCAUCAUGUGGUACCGCAGGAGUACCGUCUCACUCGGGUCACACAUGACUGGCACAGUGAGGAGGGGUACGUCACAUGGUUCUACCGGGUGUCCCAUCGUCUGCUGAGACCCGACGUUCCCGGCGCUCCUAGGCCAGCACAUGAGGAGAUCCUGGAGAACCAGCAGGCCGAGGAUGACCACGCCAUUGAUCUCCUGCCGAUCUGCCAGCGGGUAGAGAUGCUUGGGCGGGACGCGUUGGAUCGAGGUGUCGUUCAUCAGGGCGGUCCAGAUGCAGUCGCUGUGAUGGAGAUGAUCGUCACUGAUGCGGGCCGUGCGGCGGGGUACAGGCGGCAGAGGAGGGCCCAGGGUGAGAGGGUUAGGCACACCCAGUAGUGGUCGGGUUUAUUUAUUUUUUGUUUUCGGAUUGUAUCUUUAGCACACUAUUUUUAUUUGUUUCGGUUUGUAUAUAUUAUUUUCAUCGGAUUAGUAUUUUUUUUG
Messenger RNA from Vicia villosa (hairy vetch), 3079 nucleotides. Its product is annotated as protein MAIN-LIKE 1-like. The record is from RefSeq and is a predicted model, not a curated record. Gene Ontology annotation, biological process: meristem maintenance; meristem development. The transcript has 3 exons. Lineage: Eukaryota; Viridiplantae; Streptophyta; Magnoliopsida; Fabales; Fabaceae. The coding region runs from base 1131 to 2564 and encodes 477 amino acids.